AUGGAUUUCCAAAAUCGCGCCGGCUCGAAAUUCGGCGGCGGAGGCGUCGCUUCUCAAUCCGCCACCAACGCCGACCGUCGCGAACGUCUUCGCAAGCUCGCUCUCGAGACCAUCGACCUCGACAAGGACCCCUACUUCUUCAAGAAUCACGUCGGCUCAUUCGAGUGCCGUCUUUGUCUCACGGUCCACCAGAAUGAUGGCUCCUACCUCGCUCAUACCCAGGGCAAGAAACAUCAGACCAACCUCGCCCGUCGCGCUGCUCGCGAGCAAAAAGAAGGUCGUCAAGGUGCCGUUGACCCAGCUACCGGCCUCCCCAUUGGAGUCACAGGUGCAGGCUUCGCGCAGCGUCGCAACGUCGUAAAGAUCGGACGCCCCGGAUACAAGAUCACCAAGAUCCGCGACCCUGUCUCCCGUCAGCAGGGUCUGCUCUUCCAGCUCCAAUAUCCCGAUGCGACCCCCGAAACAUCUCCCAAGUGGCAGGUCAUGAACGCCUUCACUCAGCACGUCGAGGAGCCCGACAAGAACUUCCAAUAUCUACUCGUCGCCGCCGAACCUUACGAGACGGUUGGCUUCAAAAUUCCUGCCCGUGAGCUUGACAAGCGCGAGGACAAGCAGUUUGCCUUUUGGGAUCCGGAUGCCAAGGAGUAUUGGAUUCAGGUCAUGUUUAUGACUGAGCGCGAGGAACGCUUCAACGCGGCUCCUGGUUUGACGGCAAGGAGGUAA
Molecule: messenger RNA, 723 nt
Organism: Fusarium mangiferae
Lineage: Eukaryota; Fungi; Ascomycota; Sordariomycetes; Hypocreales; Nectriaceae
Exons: 1
Coding region: 1-723 (240 amino acids)
Biological process (GO): spliceosomal complex assembly
Cellular component (GO): U2 snRNP; catalytic step 2 spliceosome; nucleus
Molecular function (GO): nucleic acid binding; zinc ion binding
Source: RefSeq, a predicted model, not a curated record